Lachancea meyersii CBS 8951 is the source of this 579-nucleotide messenger RNA. The record is from the annotation of a GenBank genome assembly. Lineage: Eukaryota; Fungi; Ascomycota; Saccharomycetes; Saccharomycetales; Saccharomycetaceae.
AUGCUCCCACUUUAUCUUUUGACAAAUGCCAAAGGCCAGCAAAUGGUCAUAGAACUGAAAAAUGGUGAAACAAUUGUUGGCCAGCUGGUAAAUGUCGAUAAUUGGAUGAACUUGACGUUGUCGAAAGUUACACACACGUCAGCCACCGACUCCGUUAAGCUGCCGGAAAUUUACGUGAGAGGUAACUUUAUCAAAUAUAUCAAGCUUCAGGAUGAUUUGAUCGAAAAGGUGAAGCAGAAUAGUGCCCAACAGCAAGCUCAAGGUCACAACCAAGGCAGAGAUUUUAGAAGAAGACAAGGCGGCAGGAAAGACGGCGAAAAACGCUUCAAUUCUGGCAACAACUCGAGACGUGGUGAAGCUCGUGAUUUCUAUCAUGGUAACAGCAACAGCAACAACAACAACAACAACAACAACAACUACAACGGUGGCCGUCGUUUCAACAAUAACAGCAACUACAAUAAUCGAGCUGGUGAAGACCGUGCGAGCAGCGGCAGUCAGACAAGCGCCAUGGGCGGUUUUGUAAGACACCACCAGACAUCUUCUCAACAGCCAUUGUCUUUGGGAGGACAAACUAUGUAA